Molecule: messenger RNA, 1058 nt
Organism: Morus notabilis
Lineage: Eukaryota; Viridiplantae; Streptophyta; Magnoliopsida; Rosales; Moraceae
Product: acyl-CoA--sterol O-acyltransferase 1-like
Exons: 1
Coding region: 28-1056 (342 amino acids)
Biological process (GO): lipid metabolic process
Source: RefSeq, a predicted model, not a curated record
UACAUCUAUCUAUCAAAGAAGAAGAAAAUGGUGGGCGAAAUGAACACAUUCAUAAAGGUAUGGCUUUCAAUCUUCACAUCUCUAUCUUAUUGCUAUGCCAUUGGGAAGAUAGUCCCGAAAGGUGUAAGAAGACUCUUUUUUGUUCUCCCUAUUCUAUGUCUCUUUCUAUCUCUUCCUCUCAAACUCUCUUCCAUAAAUUUCUCCGGUGGCACUGCAUUUUGCAUAACAUGGCUUGCAAACUUCAAGCUUCUACUCUUUGCAUUUGGCAAAGGCCCUUUAGCACUGGACCCACCAAUCUCCCUUGGCCGUUUUAUUGUCGUUUCUUGUCUUCCCAUUGAGAUCCGAGAAAACCCACCGAAAAAACAUCUUAAACACCAAAAAGAAACAAAACCCAUCUCUUUGUUAUUAAAAGCCUUGCUUUUGGGAAUUCUAGUUAGGGCCUAUGAUUACAAGGAACAUAUGCCCCAAAAAGUUAUGUCGGUCUUUUUGUGCCUUCUCAUAUAUCUUUUGCUUGAGAUCAUACUAGCCAUUGUGGCAGCCUUGGCACGAGCCAUGUUGGGCCUUGAGCUCGAGCCACACUUCAACGAGCCAUACCUCUCAACCUCACUCCAAGAUUUUUGGGGAAGAAGGUGGAAUCUUAUGGUCACCCGUAUCCUGCGCCCUACCGUAUAUAAUCCCACUCUCAUAUUAUGGGCCCGACUCGUGGGCCAUAGGUGGGCCCAAAUACUGGCUGUCAUGGCAACAUUCGUAGUCUCUGGGCUUGUUCACGAGCUCAUUUACUACUACCUGGGCCGCGUGCGUCCCACGUGGGAGGUCACGUGGUUCUUUGUCCUGCAUGGAUCGUGUUUAACGGUUGAGAUCGCUUUGAAGAAGGCGUAUGCCACCACGUGGCGGCUUCCAAGGGUGGUUUCAGGGGCGUUGACUAUUGGUUUUAUGUUGUUGACCAGCUUUUGGUUGUUCUUUCCUCAGCUCCUCCGGUGUGAGGCUGAUGUUAGGCUCCUUCAAGAGUAUGCCGCUUUAGGUGGGUUUUUGAAGAGCUUCAUCACCCAAAGAUAAAU